This is a messenger RNA of Eremomyces bilateralis CBS 781.70, 1829 nucleotides long. RefSeq names its product putative uracil permease. The transcript has 2 exons. NCBI's taxonomy places the organism in Eukaryota, Fungi, Ascomycota, Dothideomycetes, Eremomycetales, Eremomycetaceae. Gene Ontology annotation, cellular component: plasma membrane. Gene Ontology annotation, biological process: nucleobase transport; transmembrane transport. Gene Ontology annotation, molecular function: nucleobase transmembrane transporter activity. Bases 84 to 1772 code for a protein of 562 amino acids. The record is from RefSeq and is a predicted model, not a curated record.
ACCCAUGAGAAUCGCAGAUCAUCAUCAAGUAGCUGGUUUUCAGCAAGUAUUCAUAAGCUCCUUUAUCCACUUCCACAACCUCCAUGGCAUUCUUGAAAGAUGCUUUACGCCGGGUCGAGGUCCAGUCAUCCAAAGACGGAGCUCCAGGCAGUGGAUCGUUGAAUGAUGACACCCGACCGCUUCCUCCACAUCGCAGGACAUACGGACCAUGGCAAUUCGUUACCCUCUGGGUAAUAACAGGAUCGUUCAACAUUGGCGGUUGGACCACAGGAAGCUCAAUUCUCGCCUUAGGACUUUCCGUAUGGCAGUGCAUGCUCACUGUGAUCAUUGGGAAUGUCAUUGUCGGCGUGCUUUGCGUCCUCAGUGGAGCCCCUGGUGCGAAGUGGCAUAUCGGAUUUCCGAUCAUACAACGAGCCUCCUGGGGUGUUCGGGGAUCCGUUUUCGUGGUCCUACAACGAUUCUUCCUGGCCUGUAUCUGGUUCUCUACGCAGGUAUACUGGGGCGGCCAGUGUCUUAGGACUUUCCUUACGGCCCUGGCCCCGUCUUUCCGGAAUCUGGAUAAGUCUUUGGCUGGUGGGACUCUCACCACUGGAGAUUUCACUGCGUUCAUAAUUUUUACGAUCCUCUAUCUACCACUCAUAUGGAUUGCGCCAGAAAAGUACAAGGUUCCGUUCCUUAUCAGCUGCGCUUGCAUCAUUCCGACCAUUUUUGCCUUGUUGGUGUGGUUCACAGCUUCGGCGAAAGGUGGUGGCGAUCUCUUGCAUGAUGUUAGCUCUCUGGCUGGCGUCCGUCAAGCCGAGGGGUCACAUCUCGCCUGGAUGCUCAUUUUAGGGAUUUGCACCAAUAUUUCGAGCAUUAGUGUUCACAUCUUCGUUCAGUCCGAUUACACUCGAUUUGCCCGGCGCCCGAAAGAUCAGAUCCUUGCGCAGUUGGUAAUGGUUCCGCUGGGAACCAUCGUCACUGCGCUGAUUGGCAUUAUAUGCACAUCUUGCGCGGCAAAACUGUUCCCUGAGCAGGCAGGGACCUUGCUGUGGGAGCCAUAUCGACUUCUAGAUGCCCUUCAGCUUCACUACCACGACUCAUCUGGUGCACGAGCAGCGGUCGCCUUUUCGAGUUUUGCAUUCAUGGUCGCACAGUUUGGGAUGGUGGUGGCGAACAACGGUCUUUCAGGGGGAAUGGACAUCGCCUCCCUGCUUCCUCGAUAUUUCACCAUUCGUCGUGGAAUGCUCUUCCUAGCCGCUGUUUCGUUCAUUACGCAACCGUGGCAACUGCUCAAUAAUGGCGCGAACAAGUUCCUAGUCGUGCUCGGCGGUUAUGGAGUUUUCAUUGGGCCCAUGACUGGAGUUAUGUUCUCCGAUUACUUCCUUGUCCGAAGAAGAGUCUUGAAAUUGUCUGAUCUCUAUACCAUCGAGCCAUCCAGCAUCUACUACUAUCGAAACGGCUUGAACUGGCGUGCCUUCGUGGCAUGGACAUCUGGAGUUUGGAUAACGCUGCCUGGCUUUGUCAGACAGGUUCAGGGAGGUGAAGCUUUGCCUGGGUGGUCCAAUAUGUAUUACAUGUCUUGGCCUCUGGGAACUCUUAUUUCGUUGCUUACCUACUACAUUCUGUACAAGGUGGCGCCUAUAAAAGGAGUUGGAAUUUCGGAUGAUGUGGACUAUUUUGGAGUCGAGGGAGGCGCAGGAGCGCUGGUCAUCAAUGGAAAGGAAGAUGGUUCAUGGAAGCCAAGUGGGGAGAAACACGAAUGCAGUCCAAGUUUGACAGAUAAAGUCUGAUCAGUCAUGUACAUGCUAUUGUAUUUAGCGCGAAAAGCCCCUGGCCGUUAGAUCAUG